AUGACGAAAGCGGAGAACUACUGUGGGUCGAUCAAAUCUGUAUCGAUCAAUCGAAUAUCCGUCAUCACAUGGAUCGGCAGCCUCGAUAGUUCGGACGUCUGCUCAACAGCUGCACGGGAUUUCAGCACAUCAUUCAGCCCGGAAGCUUUGGUGCCAAUACUGUGCAAUCCCUACUUCACACGUCUGUGGAUCGUACAAGAAAUCUUACUUGCCCCUUUUGUUCGGGUUCUCGUGGAAGGCGGAGGAUGGCUACUUUGGUCAGACAUGCAAGGCGCUCUAACACACAUGUCCAAAGAUGACAUGCAACAGCUGCAGGCAGCUCGAUCGGUUGCUGCGUCAUUACUAAGUGCACAGUUCAAGGACAACAUACGGCCCCGCGACUUGAUUGAUUUGUUUCGCGAUUUUCAUACUUGUGGUUGCGAAGAUCCACGCGACAAAGUUUUUGGUCUAAUGGGGCUUACCUAUCCGCGGAUCAAUUUCCCCGAAAUACCCCUUAAUAUCCAGGUCGAUUAUAGCAGAUCUGUUUAUGAUACAUUCUUCGAGGUAGUAGUGAAAGUACCACACAAAUACGGACUUCACUUAUUGCCAGAGCCAAGGCAUGUUGGGCCGAUGGACGAAGAAGCAUGGAAAGGGGAUAUGAGGGCGAGGACGGAUGCGAUAUUGAGGGCGACGACGAAGGAACUGCUGGAAGUGUUAUUAGACCUGGGAAUAAGCAUGGGACUUAACAAAGUAACAGUUCAAAAGUUGUAUUCUGCCACACCAGUUAUUCCAGCACAAAAGGAUUCAAUUAAGUAA
This is a messenger RNA of Bipolaris victoriae FI3, 795 nucleotides long. RefSeq lists its product as hypothetical. The coding region runs from base 1 to 795 and encodes 264 amino acids. Lineage: Eukaryota; Fungi; Ascomycota; Dothideomycetes; Pleosporales; Pleosporaceae. The record is from RefSeq and is a predicted model, not a curated record. The transcript is spliced from 3 exons.